Molecule: messenger RNA, 1645 nt
Organism: Corvus hawaiiensis (hawaiian crow)
Lineage: Eukaryota; Metazoa; Chordata; Aves; Passeriformes; Corvidae
Product: transmembrane protein 17B-like
Exons: 4
Coding region: 645-1313 (222 amino acids)
Biological process (GO): non-motile cilium assembly
Cellular component (GO): ciliary transition zone
Source: RefSeq, a predicted model, not a curated record
GCAGUGCUGAGUUAAUGAUUUUACCUGAUGAUCUUAGAGGGUUUUUCCCACCUUAAUAAUUCUGUGAUUUUAAACUUGAAGUUCCUGAAGGAUCAUCCCCUUUUCCUGUCAUUCACCUCCGGCUCAACCACCCCCUCACACAUCAUACCUCACUGCCCUCCCCAGCACUCCUGAGCCUGGAUGGGGCUUGGGGAACUCACAGUGAUGGGUAAAUGCUCCAUGAGCCUGGAGGCCUUGAAGAAGCAUUUCAGAUGAAAAGCACCAUCCUCUCAUGAGGCAUCCCCAUCUGUCAGGGGUCUUUGAGCCGUAUUUGUGUCGAUAGAGCCUGGCUGGGAGAGGGUGCAGUUGCUGCAAGUCACAGUGACAGGUAUAACCUGCUGUCACCCCCUAAAGAUGCUGCAGAGGGGAGAUACUCUGUGACUUUUGACUUCCUUGCAAUUCCUCCUUGUGAUUCCUGCACAGGCUUCGUGUUCCAAGGUGGGAAUUCUCCUUCCUCAGAUCCCCUUUCCAGCUCAGCAACCCUGUCCCCAGGGAGCCAAUGGCCGCGUGGCCCUGCGCAUUAGCCUGGCCUGUCAUCCCAUUGAUUCCCUUCUGGCUAAUCCCAGCUAAGCUGGGCUGGGGCGAGCAGGGCUCGGCUGCCAUCCAUGGCUGUGCCCACCCCGCUGCCCCCCAGCCUGCGCCGGGGCCUGGUGGCCUUCAGUGGCUCCCUCUUCAUCAACAACAAGACAUGGGAUAGCGGCACUGCCCACACCUAUCAGCCAGCUCAUGAGGUGCUGUCCAGCCUGCCCCUCCAGGUGAUGCUCUACUUCAACGUCUACUACUUCCCGGUCUGGUGCCUGGCUGAGGGGAUUAUGCUGCACCUGAAGUACCACCUGCUGCCUUGGCACUACCAGCUCCUGCUGGUCACAGCCUUCCUCAUCCUCUCACUGGCUGAGGGCUCCCGCCUCUACCUGGGCUACCUGGGGAACCUCCAGGAGAAGGUGCCCGAGCUGGCUGGGUUCCUGCUCCUCUCCUUCCUGAUCCAGCUGCCCCUCCUGCUCUUCCUGCUGACGGAUAGCCAGGUCAUCCACCUGCCGCUGGAGGUGCCCAUGCACAGCUUGUUCCUAGCCUUCCUCCUCAUCGAGAUCGUGGCUGCCUUCCUGGCGCUGAGGACCAUGACCAAGCAGCUGGCGGCACAGUUCUAUCUGCGGCAGUUCCAGGAGGGUGGAAGGGGCUGGCUGGAGCUGGGGGACACAGGGGGACAGGCAGCUGAGAUGGGGAGAUGCAGCAGGACCCCUCCACUCCACACAGCUGGUCCUGGCUGGGAGCAUUAAAGGGUGCUUGAACCCACAGACACUGUUUUUGAGCCUUGUGGAGCCUCCAGAGCAGCACGCAGGCACAGCUCAGCUGAUCCCUGCCCUGCACCAGCCAACACACCCUGGGAAAAGUGGGAGUGACAGGUCAGUCCCACUGAAACGUUCCGGCUCACCCCAGGGCUGUGCCUGUCCUCACUGAGCAUCAGGCCUGGCAAGAGGCAGGAACCAGGGUGCAGGAACCACUGCAUACCCCUAGGAAGUACCAGCCCAGGGCUGGAACCUUAAGCUCAGCUCCUGAGCUUCCCAGGGAGGUUCUGAGAAUCCAGGUGGCCCACAUGAAGCCAUCCCAA